This is a messenger RNA of Phalaenopsis equestris, 1559 nucleotides long. RefSeq names its product OTU domain-containing protein At3g57810. The transcript is spliced from 6 exons. The coding region runs from base 398 to 1321 and encodes 307 amino acids. Gene Ontology annotation, cellular component: nucleus; cytosol. Lineage: Eukaryota; Viridiplantae; Streptophyta; Magnoliopsida; Asparagales; Orchidaceae. Gene Ontology annotation, biological process: protein deubiquitination; endoplasmic reticulum unfolded protein response. The record is from RefSeq and is a predicted model, not a curated record. Gene Ontology annotation, molecular function: cysteine-type deubiquitinase activity.
UGGUCAAGUGCACGGACGGUGGGUAGGUGUCGGUGUCUCACCUGCAACCUGGGAAAAUAAUAAAAAAGUCCCGGCGUAUCUCUUCAGGGAGUUUCGAGCGAAAUCCGCGCUAGGACCGGAUUUCUUCCUCCGAGAUGGAUUCCAUAGCUGUUUUUGCUGUAAUUCUUGGCUAAGUUGGUUGGUUUACGGUUGAAUCUCUAUCCGCACUGUGGCCUUGCUAAACUUAGCAACUUGCACCAUACUUGGAAAUUUUACUGAACUGUGAUCAAUGAGUUGUUGACAAAUCCAUGACGAUUGGAGAGAUGUUUAAUUACCUGCGAUAUAAUUGGAAAGAAGGAAAAUUCAUUUAUGUGCUAAAUUUUUAGAAUUUCUAGCUGAUUGAGAGGUAUUGAAGCAAAUGUUUGGUUUCAUUCCUUCAGUGCCUAUACCACGAUGUAGCUCCUCUAGUUUAUACAUACAUUCAAGCCAUUUCCGCCGUAAAUACAUGGACUUGACCAUAAGGAGGUCUUUUCUUUCCCCAUUGAAUGGCUUUCGAGUAUCUAAAUCUCCUAAUUUUGCUCUCUCUUUUUCCAAACAAAUUGGAGGUGUCCAUCCACUUAACUUGUCUGCUUCAGUAUGCUCUCAUAGAUGUGAAUUGAAUUUAGGAUUAACAUCAAGCUGCCGAAGUAUGAGUUUGAGGCUUCCCAUGUCCGGAUCUCAGAAAAUUCCAAAAAACAGUUGGAAUGCAAGGCAGACCUCAUUGGCUGCGGCUGUCUCCUUUGGACUGUGCUUAAGUUUUUCUUCAUCUGGAGUUGUAAAUGCAAAAGCAUCUGAGAAUGGUGUCGAUAAAUUAUCAUCUUUGAGAACCUCUCAUGGAAAGGAAGUAUGCACCGAUUACACCAUAACUGGCAUACCAGGCGAUGGCAGAUGUUUGUUUCGCUCUGUGGCCCAUGGGGCGUGCAUCCGGGCUGGAAAAUCCAUACCUGAUGAGACUCUUCAACGAGAACUUGCUGAUGAAUUGAGAGACUUGAUUGCUGAUGAAUUUAUCAAGAGACGAGAAGAGACAGAAUGGUUUAUUGAGGGGAGCUUUGACGAUUAUGUCUCCCAAAUUAGACAGCCACAUGUCUGGGGAGGUGAGCCAGAGCUGCUCAUGGCGUCUCAUGUUCUUCAGAUGCCAAUUACAGUUUAUAUUCAUGAUGAUGAAGCUGGCGGUCUGAUAGCCAUUGCUGAGUACGGUCAAGAAUAUGGGAAGGAGGAUCCAAUUCGAGUUCUUUAUCAUGGCUUUGGCCAUUAUGAAGCACUACAAAUUCCAGGGAGAAAGCCUACAAAUUCAAGGCUUUAGUUUAGUUUAAUUACUCUGAGGGGACACCGAACAGUUACUCUUCAUGCUGCAAGUGAUCAAAUGCAUCGACUGAACGGAAUGCAAGCAAUAAAAUGAAGUAUGAUACGAGCUUCAAAGCUUAGAAUAUGUGAUAUUUUCCUGUAAAAUGUUAAUUUCAUUUCUUGUUGGUACGGUUCUCUUUUUUAUAUAACACCUUACAAAUGAAGAUUAAAUAAUUCCAUGAAAUUUGUUAUGCAUA